AUGGAUCAAGCUAAAAAAAUCGAUGAUGAUAUCUCGGCACAAACUAGCACUUUUGGUACUUGCUUCGUUAAUGAUGAGAUUACUGAACUACCAAAAAUUGAUACAGAGGUUAAUUCCGAAGUAAAGGAUAGAACUAGCAUUAGUGAAAUUAACAAGGAUGAUAUACUAGAUAUAUCGAUAAAACCCAAUACAUCACAGAUUAUAUCUGAAAAUGUGACUCCACACCUUAUACAACCGGAUAAUAAUAUGUCCGCUUUAAUUGAAUCGAAUUCUCAGAUGAGGCCUAGUCCCGAGGCUUUGCCUCUUCCGAUAGGAGGAAUAGGAGCGAUCCCUGUUAUGACAAGCACAUUGAUGUCACCUUUAUCAGCAUAUAUUUUUCUUACUCUGUUAAUUAUUGCAGUUAUGUGGUUCGUGGUAUUGAGACGUACAUGGAAUAUAGGUAGGCUCGAAGAGUCAUUGCUCCGCGGGCCCAAAGGGGCGACCCUAAAAGGGUCAUAA
Messenger RNA from Paraglomus brasilianum, 498 nucleotides. The record is from the annotation of a GenBank genome assembly. Lineage: Eukaryota; Fungi; Glomeromycota; Glomeromycetes; Paraglomerales; Paraglomeraceae.